This is a messenger RNA of Malaya genurostris, 16472 nucleotides long. RefSeq names its product protein fork head (gene fkh). Gene Ontology annotation, molecular function: protein domain specific binding; DNA-binding transcription factor activity, RNA polymerase II-specific; RNA polymerase II cis-regulatory region sequence-specific DNA binding. The record is from RefSeq and is a predicted model, not a curated record. The transcript has a single exon. Gene Ontology annotation, biological process: cell differentiation; anatomical structure morphogenesis; regulation of transcription by RNA polymerase II. Lineage: Eukaryota; Metazoa; Arthropoda; Insecta; Diptera; Culicidae. The coding region runs from base 1876 to 3189 and encodes 437 amino acids.
CGAACCAACAUUGGCUCAUGGCUUGCUGCGUUGUGUCGGUGAGCUCCCGUACUCCAGCGUGGUGAAUUUCCCGCACCGUUCGGUGGUGAGUUUGGUUUUCUUUGUCCGCGAUUCAUUCUCACUGCUUUGUGCCGUGUGCUUUGGGCUGCGAUUGGCUGGUACGGUUGGGCCGAAGUGGGAUGCAGUGUGACAGUCCGUUUCGGUCACGCUACCGGGCCAAGAGGGUCGCGAGAGCAGCCGAUUCGGUAUUGCGCUUUGUUGCACCAAUACACGCACCGCGCACAUCGUCACGCAAGAGGAUGUGUGUUUAAAGUUUAGUUAGGCACUUCAGUCGAAUAUUGUUUGAAAGCCAAAUAGUAGUUAUUCCCCUCUGCAAACAGCCACAUCUUGUUAUUCCGGAGAGGCAGGCAGACAAAGUUUGUACAACAUUAUAAUAUAUAAACAUAAUAUAAUAAUAAAGCUCUCGCGCGCGCGAGCUAACGCUUUUUCGUCGUGAAUUGAAGUGCGCUGGUGUUUUUUUUUCGGUCCACCCGUGAUUUUUGGAGACGGGUUUUCACGGGAUUUUCCUCACGCGCGCUUGACUGAUUGCUUGCUGGCGUGACAAUUUCCGAGGAUCCCCGCGGAAGAACCACAAAAACAGUGAGUGAGCGAACCAAAUUUCGCGAGUCGAUUGUUCCUCCCUGGUUGGAAGGCGGGAAUCGCUAGUGACUCUUUUUCCGAUGCGUUUCGGUGUAUCCCCGGGAAACGGACUUGUUUCGGCACAUGUGGAGCAGCAGCAGUAGUAGUCAGUGGUUGUGGUAGUAGUAGACUGUUUGAAGUGUAGUACACGCGCUCAUUCGGUUUUUUUUUUUUGCUCGGACACAGACACAACCGAAAACGGAAUCAACCAUCGUCACGCAACGGCUAACUAACGCAUCGUACGCACGUUCGCGGGAGAAUAGCCACACGAGCGAAGUCCUUCCAGGGAGAGUCCUUCUGCUGAGCCGGAGACGGUUGCGGAAUUUCGACGGGCUACAAGAGAGAGAGCCACGGACUGACUGAAGCGCACAUAUUUGCCUUUUCAAUCAGUAAAACGACACUGGUGUUUGGGUUGCAACGAGUCAACAUUGAACCGAGCUAAGGGAAGGAGCCUCGACGACGUUCCUUCGUUUGCUGUGGCACCCAAAAGCGCCAAAACGCUUAAGCCUUAAUCCUCAAGAGUGUGACGACGUCGUCGACAACGACGAGGACGUCGAUGACGAACCUGUUGAAACUACCCCCGGGAUUCGAAGUGUGUGUAUAGGCUAUUUGCCAAGGUCCAAGGCACCAACCAAAGGCAGCUAAGUUUUUGUGUCCACACAGAAAAGUAGCUCGGUGGCGCUCUGUCCGAAAACGGAAUCGCCCUCUUACCGUGUGUGUACGGACGUACGGGCCCCGGUACCAAGAGAUCCGGACGACGACGACGCCGACGACGUCCGGAGAGAGUGGAGUUGUUUGUGUUUAUUAUUGAAUUUUAAAUAGAGUUCUUCAACCGACGACAGUGUGCCGUCCUUGCCGUGGCGAGACCCUCGAAAGUCGAAGGAAUAUAUCCGGCCCGAAAAAGGGGUUUUUGUAGUUCGAACAAAAGUAAACAAAGAAUCGGCUCGGCUCCGAUAACAACCAACCAAGUGAUAAACAAUUUAGUGAUUAACGGGAGGAAUGUGAGCCGCCGAUAAUUGAGCGAUUGAACGAGAUGAUCGAUCUAGUGCUGGUGGUCGACGAAAUUGUAUUCGAAAGUGAUUUUGAUUGAUUUGUGGCCGUGGAAGACAAAGCGAAGCUUGUAGUAUUGGAGCACUUAGUAGGGAAGAAGAAGAAGAAGAACAAACGAUAGCGAAGUGAGAAGUGAAAACAAAAAAAAUGCAGAAACUUUAUCCGGAAACAUCGAUCAACAGUACGAGUAUGGCCGGCGGAAACAUGAGUCCGAUGGCCUCGACGUACAGUAUGAACAGUAUGGGCAUGACCGUCGGCGGUAUGUCGUCGGUAUCGCCGCAGGGAGCUGGUUUCGGGGCGUCGGUUCUCGGUAAUCCGGGAAUGGGCGGCAUGGGAGCCGCCAUGAACUCAAUGUCCGGCAACUGUCUGGCGUCGGCCCCGAUCGGGUACAGCUCGAUGGGAUCACCGAUUCCCAACAUGGGUUCCUGCAUGGGCGGCAACGGAAUGAGUUCGAUGUCGGCCAUGGGAGGUUAUUCCAGUGUAGCCGGUAGUCGGGAAGUACUCGGCGAUCCUGGCUCACCGAAUUCGGCCGCUUUACAGCGGGUGCGAACGGAAAAACCUGCGGCUAUAUAUCGGAGAAAUUACACGGCGGCAAAACCACCGUACUCGUACAUCUCCCUAAUUACAAUGGCCAUCAAUAACAACCCGAACCGAAUGCUAACGCUGGCGGAAAUUUAUCAGUUCAUCAUGGAUUUGUUUCCGUUCUACAGGCAGAAUCAGCAGCGAUGGCAAAAUUCGAUCCGGCAUUCGCUUAGCUUUAACGACUGUUUUGUCAAAGUGCCCCGAACACCGGACAAACCGGGCAAAGGUUCCUUCUGGACGCUGCAUCCCGACUCGGGCAACAUGUUCGAGAAUGGGUGCUACCUUCGGCGGCAGAAGCGUUUCAAGGACGAGAAGAAAGAAGUGAUCCGUUCCAUGCACAAAAGUCCCUCGCACAGCUUGGGAGCAACCAGCCCGGACAAGAAGGAUUCGCACGAUGAUCAUCACCAUCAUCACCAUCGGGAUUCGAAGAUAUCGGCCGACACGCACGGAAUGCUGAAUGCCGCCCACGGUAAGGAAGUGGAUGCACUGGCCAUGCUCCAUGCGACCACCGAUCUGGCGUGUUUGGCACAGCAAUCUCACCCGCAGCACAGUUCCCAUCACCAGCAACUGCAGCAAGAGGAAUUGACCGCCAUGGUGAACCGGUGCCAUCCGUCGCUGCUCGGCGACUAUCACUCGAUGCACCUGAAGCAGGAACCCUCCGGCUAUACGCCCUCUAGUCAUCCGUUCUCCAUCACCCGACUGUUGCCGGCCGAGUCCAAGUCGGACAUCAAGAUGUACGAAAUGAGUCAGUACGCCGGUUACAACGGGCUGAGUCCGCUGCAGAACUCGCACGCGGCCGCUGCCGCCCUCGGACAGGAUUCCUACUAUCACCAGAGUCUCGGUUACCACCAUUCGUCCGCCGGUACGACCAGCUUGUGACAUCAGUAUCCGUUGGCAUAAGUGAAGCUCAAGAAUUACUACAACAGCACCGCCGGUGCAGGAGCUGGAGCCGGAGGAGGAUCAGGAGCAGCAGCACCAGGUGGCGGCAGCAUCAGUAGCGACACUCACCAGAACGCCAACAACAGCAGUAUCCAUCACCGAUUUCAUCAUCAUCAGCAGCAGCAACAACUUCUGCAACAUCAUCAUCAUCACCAUCAUCACAAUCAUCAUCAUCAUCAUCAGCAACAGCAGUUUAGCCCAACCGAAAGCGGUGGCGGCGGCGACGGGAACGUCACCGCUCGAACCGAGUCCGGUCACAGCUUUCAGUUCUAAACCACAUUUCGGAGGAAACAAGCAACAGUAGGUAACAAGUUGGUUAAUUUUAAUCCUCCUACGCCGGCGGGUUGGCGAAGCAAGUGAAAAACCCCGUACGGAAACAAAAAAAAUAUGUGUUCGUAGCCGAAGUUCGUGGGAUUCGAGUGGAGUUCCACGCACCAAAAAACAAAAAGUUGCCUCCGACCGUUCCGCCGGACGAAUUCAACUCGGAAUUCGGUUGGUUGUGGUAGAGUAUUUGGACGGAUGGUUUGUUUUUUCGCGGAAUUCGAAUUGAGUUGGCAAUUUGCGUUGGAAAAUUUGUUUGGUCGAUUUGAAGGUAGAUUCUGAACAGUCAGAGCAGAAAAAUCAAAUCAUUUACCCAAAAUACAACCCAAAUCCUUUGACAGUUUCUUGAAAAAAUUGUAAGUUUUUAUGUUCUCUAAAUAUUGAUUCUCAUCUCAAAAUUUCAAAAGGGUUUAUGGAUGAAAACAAAACGAUUUCAGAUUCCAUCGAUUCAAAUAGGGCCACUGCAUGCCCCUUUUCAGACUAACAUGGACAGUCACACUCUAACUAUUUAAGGGUGCUUUAGAAUGCACCACAUGUUGAAUUUUAUUUUGGAGUGUAGCAUGUCAAAUCUCUGAUUAAGCGAGAAAGAAUGCUGUAAAUUUGAACAAGUUGGGAACACAGAACAUUUUUGUACUUGAACUUCGAUAAUUAAAUAAUACUUUAAUACGAAACAUUCCACUCAACCACGUAAUCUUAUAUUAAUGUACCACCAGUUCGGUAAAAAAUCUAAUUUCGAUCUAGUAAAUUCCAAAUUUUUAAUGGUUUAUGGUUGGAAACGAAACAACUUCGGUUUCCAUUAAUUAAAAAAAAUAGGGCCUUCAUGCCCCCUUGCAGGCUAAAAUGAACAGCCAUACUCUAACUAUCUAGAGAUAUGUGGUUAAUAACGCUACCGGUGUCAAAUCUUAUUUUUAUUUUAGAAUGUAGCAUGCCAAAUCUCUAAUCAAACUAGAAAGAAUGCUGCAAAUUCGAACAAGUUUUGAAAAAUAGAACAUUUUUGUACUUGAACUAAUACUACUUUGGUACAAAAUUGUUCUGAUUAUUGAAUCCCAUCUCAGAAUUCCAAACUAUUGAUUGAAAUGGGGCCAUUGCAUGUCCCUUUUAUGGCCUAAACUGAACAGUCACAUUCUAACCAUUCAAGGGUGUUUAAGUACUCAUCGCAUGUCGAAUCUUAUUUUUAUUUCAGAUUGUAGCAUGUCAAAUAUCUGAUUAAGUUGGAAAGAAUACCACAAAUCCGAACAAGUUUGGAUAACAAAACAUUUUUGUACUUGGGCUCCUAUCGGUAGUUAAAUAAUACUUUGAUACGAAGCAUUCCAGCCUUAUUUUUGAGUUCCAGUUCGGUAAAACAGUGUUCGUUUAUUGUGUUCUCUAUUCUUGACUCCCAUAUCAAAAUUUCAAACUUUAAAUGGUUUAUGAUUGGAAACAGAACAAUUGCGAUUUGCCACAGCAUGCCUCUUUUCAGGCUAAAAUGGACAAUCACAUUCUAACCAUUCAAAAAGUUAAGGUUCUGAUUAGGCUAGAAAGAAUGCUGCAAAUUCGAACAAGUUUGGAAAACAAAACAUUUCUUUUUACUUGAACUUCUAUCGGUAUUUGAAUAAUACUUUGAUACGAAAUAUUCCACUCAAAUACAUAACCUUAUUUUUAUGUACCACCAGUUCGGUAAAAAAUCGAAUUCCAAUCUAAAAAAUUCUAAACUUUUAAUGUUUUAUGGUUGGAAACAAUCAAUUUGUUUUCCAUAGAUUAAAGUAGGGCCACUGCAUGCCCCUUUUCAGGCUAACAUGAACAGUCACACUCUAACCUUUUAAGGAUAUGUGCUUUAGAAUGCACCGUUCGUCGAAUCUUUUAUUUUAUUUUAGAAUGUAGCAUGCCAAAUCUCUGACUAGGCUAAAAAGAAUGCUGCAAAUCCGAACAAGUUUGAAAAACAAAACAUUUCUUUUCACUUGAACUUCUAUUGGUAAUUAAAUAAUUCUAUAAAACGAGACAUCACUGUACAAACCUUCAAGUACAUAAGCUUAUUUUUAUGUACCACUAGCUCGGUAAAAAAUUGUUCGUUUAUUGCAUUCUCUGAUUGUUGACUUUCAUCUCAGAAUUCCUAACUUUCAAUGGUUUACGGUUGGAAACAAUUUCGGUUUCCGUUGGUUAGAAUAGGGCCAUUGCAUGUUCUUUUUCUGGCCUAAACUGAACAGCCACACUCUAACCAACUAAGGAUGUGUGCUUUUGCUGUGUCACCCCAUGUCAAAUCCUAGUUAAAACUCGGAAGAAUUCUGUAAAUCCGUACAAAUUUUGGAAGACAACUGGAUAGUGAUAUACAAACAUUUUCAUGAAAUCUUCGAUUAAACUAUUGAGAGUAUUGCAAAUCCGACCAAUGAGUGUUAGUAACUAAUGCAACAUUGUGACAGAAUAACAUAGGUUUCUAGUAUUUUAGUCACUCAUUGAAAGCCGUCUUGGGUGAAAUUCGGUGGAAAUGGAUAUGGCUUGAGAUAAGCUGAAUUAGAGCUAGAAUAUACUCGAGAUUAUCCAAUCCUCCAUAUAAAUGCGCGUUGGUUGACUGGACAACGUUGUAACCCAUGUAUUAAAAUAGGGAUACUGCAUGCCCCUUUUCCGGUAUCAUUCAGUGGAACGAUUAUUUUGGAACCACGUAGAACGAUAUUUUACCCUUUUGAAUUUUUUCGUUAGAGGCAAAUAACGCAUUACUUUCACUAUUUAAUUGAUCUACAUUUACCCAAUCUUUCGGUCGUAAGAUACAGAUAAAUAGUUGAAAUAAAUUAUUAGCUAGUACUUCUUAUAGUAGCUCUCAAACUACAAACAUAGAGUUCUGCUAAACCCCAACCCCGUCGAUUUCUAUAGUGCCACUGCUUGUCCUUUUCCGUGCCUAGUUUAUUUAGUACAAUGCAGCUCUCCUUCAGAAAUUUGAACUCUAUUUGCUUCCAUGUCUUGUUUUAGAUAAUGCUGGAAAUAAUUUCGGAAAUCAGAACAAAUUUGCAACAUAAUUUCUCAUAUCGUUAUGACGAAUUGACAGCAGCUGACUUUGCUUAUUACUGUGUGCUUCUUGUUUAUACUACGAAGCAACUUUCUUCAAAUUCCCGUAGGUCAGUAGGUAGGUCAAAUAAUUUAAGUAUUCUACGAAUAAAAUAGGGUUGUUGCAGCCCCCUUUCGCUGGCCCGAUUCAACGGAACGUUACUCUUAAAAUUUAAAUCAUCUUCUGGUUAGAGUUUAAUAUUUUGUCAAAUCUUUGAUGAGUCUUUCUUUCCGAAAAUACAUAGAGAAUACUGAGAGGCAUACAGUGACCCUACUUUUUUUCUCUUAUGGACGUAGAAGAGUGGUAUUAUUUAGUAUACCGCAGCAAUUUCUUACGAGACGAUUUCGAUAAUUUAUUACUCAUUUUCUGUUCAAAAUUAAGUUCCUAGUUAAUAUUAGCAAAUAGUUACAAGUUUAUAACAGGCAGCAAUAUUCUUUCCAAAUUCUAAUAUGAACUAGGUAGAAGUUUUAAUAAAAACAAUUGCCUUAGUUUCAAUGGGAGAUACAGUUUUGAUAAUUUGAUUUGGCAGAAGUUUUGAGAAAAAACACUGUUUUUUUUAAAACAGAAAAGACUCGCGGUUAGGCGAUGAGAACAAAAAUCAUCCACAAUGUGGGCAACAACUUGAAAAAAAAUAUUUCAGCAGUUUUUCAAAGAGGGGCAUUUCUUACGAAUUUCAACAAAUCGGGUUUCUCUUUGCUACGAAUAAAUGCUUCAAAAACGCACAUUUUUUCUCAGAAAUUUUGAUUCAACAAAACAGUAUAAAGGGCGAAACUUUCAUUCACUUUGUUUUCGUAAGUUUCGCACUUCGUGAUUUUCAUUCCAAAAACAGGGCAGUACCUCAAGAGGGAAACUGUUUCCUUUUUGUAAGUUUUGAUGGUUUACAAGCUUUUCACUACUGAAAAUAAUAAAUGUGACAGUAAAACUACUCGCAGAUUGGUCUCAUUCGCUAAAACCAGACAAUUUUACGAAAAAUUCUCGAGGCCGUAGCUUCAUUAUUCAUACAAGGAGCAAAUGGAAAGACGAAACUCUGAUUUUGUUGAUUGAUUCAGUGGAAAUUGAACGAAAAUGGGAAAAAUUGCAUACUUUCUAAAGAUUAACCAACAAUUCAUCGACUCAUCAAAUAUUGAUGAGAAUAGAGGAUAAUUCCUAAAUAGCAAUUGAAACCAAAUUCGAAAUAUUCAUCGAGAUUUUUCUCCCUUUUGCGGUCAAUGUAAGUUUCGCCCUCUUUUGAAAAACAGUUGAUUUGAAAUGUUAAGCUUUCAAUAAGAAAUUUUGAUUUCUUGUCAAUAUUUUCGUCAAAUCAAAUCAAGUCUCUUGAGUAUUGUCUGAUUGAUGAGCAGCUUUGAUUUGUUGACAAUAUUUUCGUGAAUUAAUUGAAGUUUCCACUCUCGUGUAAGAGUCGCUAUUUGAAACGACACAAACCAAAACACGCCUACUACUGUCUUGUGGAUGAGUUUUUCCGACAUUCGCGAAUGACAGACCUGAGGUUGCCUCAUCGGCCAAACACACGCUAGAAACGACACUUCAUUUGACAUGCCAACCCAAGGCCGAACAAAAGGGUGCUUGUUUAGAAAACCUUAUCCCAGGCUCCCAGAAGCCUACGGUGCCAAUUGCUUAUUACCCAGCAGUGAAGGUAGUGACCCAAGCAACAAGAAAAAAAAGAAAAAGUGCAGAAAAUUCCACCCGCGCAGACACCUAAAAAGCAACAAAACCAGUUUCAUGUCACCGAAAAGAAACCAGCAACAAAAAAAUGGUGCUCAUCAUCCACUGGAGAUAUCGGUUCGCCUCAUUCGGCCGAACCACUUCUGUUUCGUUCGAUCGGAGAGCAGUAAUCUUGAGUGACUCUUCGGUGGUGAGGAGUCUGCGCGCGCACCAUCCCCCCUUCCCCCCCACCCCCCUCCGGGAAUCCCGGUUAAUGAAGAAUUUAUCGAUGAGUAGUGGCUUCUGUCUGCGGGAUCAACAGCAGCCACAGGCUAUACAAACGACUCAUUCAAGAAGUUUUGUCGUUUUUUUUUUGGUUUUUAGCUGACCGCUUGACCGGGCAUGUCACUGAGACUGUUCAUUCAUGCGUAGUCAUAAGACCUUCUCUGCUCGCUGGCAGCAAUUGCUUUAUGGUAAUUCCUCAUUAGGUUGCGUUUUCCACAAGCGGUCGUCUUCACACCGCGGCCAGCUUCUCCGUCAUGAUAGGGUGGUGGUUGUCGUGGACAGAGCUCGGUUUGGUCGCGUGACAUAUGCGAGUACAACCCUAACAACAUCGUAGUAGUCUGCGCAAUUGAAUUUUUCUUCCAACAACUUACUGCCGAAGCCGCAUCGCACCGGCAGUGACCUAAAUUCGGUGCGGGGGUACCUCGAAGCUCUGUAUAGUGGUCAUGGUUCCGGACUGUAAGCUGGUCGCGCUUGUACCUGUAGCACCUUCAGUGCACUUCAAAACGAAUGAAAGAGAUGAAAGAGAAUGGUCGAUUCAAAUCCUACCGCUAUAAAGCCGCCUCAAGACGUACGUUCAGUAGCCCUCUUGACAGACGCACUUGUUGUUGGUUUUAUUGUGUUUUCCGGUUUUUAGUUGGCCGGUAGCAAAACUAAGCAAAGCAUCGAUGACAAUCGUUUGACCCCUGUCGAUUCACAGUGAUGCCAGGUCAAAUUGGCAUCCAAGAACUCAAGACAGCUGCGCUAACAGCAAGGGCUUGUGCGCCACUCCCGAAUAACCAGGUUCGUCUUCUGGUCGCUGUUCGGUGAAAUGAAAAUCCUUGAGACACCCACCCGAAAACUCAAUUUACCGUUUUUUUUUGGUCGAGAGUGACUUUCGACCUUUGUGUGGUAAAGCGCGAAGCGUGCCCACAAGUGCUUCUCUGAGGUCCCCCCUUCGUCAGGCUAGGGCACAAAUUGUUUGAAUACGACGACGGUGAGUGGGUCUGACAAGAAACAGAGAUAGAUAGAUUGGCUGAUGGAGUGUGGCAAAGUUCUGCUUUCGGGACUUAUGAAUAUUUAUUCAGAUGGACGGACUUCUUCGGAUGACGUGGGUACUCCUGGAAUGAAGUGGAAGUGCUGGAAGAGUGGGCCGCUAAAUUGGUGUUUGCGGGUGUGACAGUUUGGAAGUUUUUUUUGGCAAUAUUUGAUUCGUCUCUAGAUUCUGCCGUGACCUCUUCCUGGAUUCCUUUGUUUUGUGCAUAGUAUUUGUUUCUAAGGGUGAUUUGAGAUGAGCUAAUUUUUGCAAAAGGCCUUAUUUUUUCAUAUGAAACUGAUCCUAGUGAGCACUUGACAAAACUGAGGAGCUUUGUAGAUUUAUGUCGUUUUUACUUGAGAACUCAGAUUAAUUUCUUCAAACAUAAUUUUGACAAUCAAGUGCGAGGCUCACCUGAAUUUUACUUAACUGACGUGCCCACAAAACUAGAUUGGAUUAAAUAAAAUCGCCAAGACUUGUCCAGACUGGAUCCGAAUAUUUCGGAAUAAAAUGAGAUUAUUAGUCAAAAGUAGUCCCAAGUUUGGAAUGAUUUCCUCGUCGUGAGGAACGUAAUUGUUUCACGUUUCGUUUUUCAUGAAAUUUGAAAAACUGCUCAGUCAGUUUGAAUGCCGCUGAUGCAAACCAAUGAUAAUCAGACGGAAACAAAGUACGGUAAAUUCGGCCGGUGCGUCUAUACUGAAGUGCAUGAUUUCUUCAAUACGUUCGAAAACAGCAAACAAAACCCAAUUCGACGUAAACAUUUGUUAGAUUGACUUAAGCCUCUCUAACUCGUAAGUCGCAUGUCACUGCCGGUGGUUUCUAAUACAGUUGAUCGUUACGGCAGAACGAAACGACAGAUUGUGUUAGGUGAUGCAGUAAUAUGCACACCAUGGAAAUGAGUUGAGAUAGUUCUAAUUUUUUCGUUUAUAUUGCAAAUGACUUACGAAAGGCUGCUUUGAGGCAACCUUGCGAGUUAGAGGGUUCAGUAGGCAAUGUCAGAUUAAAUUCUGCAAUCUCUCUCUCGUCCGCAGGCAUAAAUCAUCCGGGUUUAGAAUCGGCAAGUAUAUCUAAUUAGUGAUUGAAAAGAUGGUGGAAGACGAUUCUAAAAAGAAUUGAUCUGCUGAAUUCAUCAGGAGUUUACGAAUGUGGAGUACUUUUUGCCAUCAUUUAUUUAUCUACACCAGACUCAAAAUUCUGGACCAGGAGUAAUUGUGGGAACUACAUUCAAAAUCUAGGACAGGCUCAGAAUUUGGUAGCAAAAUUCUGAAUUGGAACACAGAUCAUGAAUUUUGGUCUAGAAUUAAGCGAAAUGAACUCAUUUUUAGAAUCCAAGUUCCGAAUUUAAUUCUACAACUGAAUACAAAAACUUGAAUUCUGAAUCUAAAUAAGAGGUUGAAUUCAGUUCCGAAAUCUAGUUUCAGACCCCAGGUUACGAAUACAACCUUAGCAUGCAGGUUCUAAACUCUGAACAGAAAUUCUGGAUGUAAAUUUUGAAACUGAAUUCUAGUUCGGAUUUUAGAUCUAAAAUUUUGUCCCUGAACUCAGAUCUUGAAUUUUGUUCCAGAAUUCUGAAUAAGAGUUCAAGCAACGAAUUCCGAACUUAAAUUGAGGCACUAAAUUUUUUCUAAAAUCUAGUCAAGAAACCAAUUCCAGAAAUCUAGUUCAAUAAUCUAGAAUAAGAAUUCAGUUCCAGAGUCUUAGUUUUAACUUCUAAACCAGUAUUCUGAAACUCCAAAGUCUAGCUCCUGAAUUCAUCGUCCGGAAUUCUGGAAAUGAACUCUGAACCGAAAUUAAGGAAGGAAAUUCUGAAAAUAAAUUUAGUUCUAAAACUCUGGUUCGGAUUUCAGGUCUAAAAUUUUGUCCCCGAACCCAGAUCUUGAAUUUUGUUCCAGAAUUCGGAAUUUUGUUCCAGAAUUGUUCCUGAAUAAGUGUUUAAGGAACGAAUUUCGAUCUUAAAUUAAGGCACUAAAUUCAAUUCUAAAAUCUAGUCAAGAAACCAAUUCCAGAAAUCUAGCUCAAGAAUCUAGAAUCAGGAUUCAGUUCCAGAGUCUUAGUUUUAACUUCUAAACCAGUAUUCUGAAACUCCAAAGUCUAGCUCCUGAAUUCAUCGUCCGGAAUUCUGGAAAUGAACUCUGAACCGAAAUUAAGGAAGGAAAUUCUGAAAAUAAAUUUAGUUCUAAAACUCUGGUUCGGAUUUCAGGUCUAAAAUUUCGUCCCCGAACCCAGAUCUUGAAUUUUGUUCCAGAAUUCGGAAUUUUGUUCCAGAAUUGUUCCUGAAUAAGUGUUUAAGGAACGAAUUUCGAUCUUAAAUUAAGGCACUAAAUUCAAUUCUAAAAUCCAGUCAAGAAACCAAUUCCAGAAAUCUAGCUCAAGAAUCUAGAAUCAGAAUUCAGUUCCAGAGUCUUAGUUUUAACUUCUAAACCAGUAUUCUGAAACUAAAAACGUCUAGCUCCUGAAUCCAUCUUCCGGAAUUCUUGAAAUGAACUCUGAACCGAAAUUGACGAAGUAAAUUCUGAAAAUAAAUUUAGUUCUAAAACUCUGAUUCGGAUUUCAGAUCUAAAAUUUUGUCCCCGAACCCAGAUCUUGAAUUUAUAUCUUGAAUUGUUUUCCAGAAUUCGGAAUUUUGUUCCAGAAUUGUUCCUGAAUAUGUGUUAAUGAAACGAAUUCCGAACUUAAAUUAAGGCACUAAAUUCAGUUCUAAAAUCUAACAUCUGGAACUAAGUUCUAAAAUUUAAUUCUGAGACUGAAUUCAGGAUUCGGUUUUGAAUUCAAUUCUAAAAUUCAGUUUUAGCCGAAAUCCAAUCCAAAUGAGGCUUCCCAAUGCGGAUGAAAGUGCGAAAAAGACAAACAAGCGUGACCAGAUUUCAGAUUUCGAAUUUAGUUCUAGAACUGAACUCUAGACUUGAAUUUUGAACCUUAAUAGAGAAACUAAAUUCAGUUCCAAAGUCUAGCUCCUGAAUCCAUCUUCCGAAUUUAGUUCCAGGAUGCAGGUUCUGAAUUCUGGAAAUUAACUCUGGACCGAAAUACAGGACGUAUAUUCUGAAACUGAAUUUGAGAGUCAGUUCUAAAACUCUGGUUCGGAUUUCUGAUUUAAAAAUUUGUCCUUGAAUCCAGCUCUUGAACUCAUAUCUUGCGUUUUGUUCCAGAAUUGUUCCUGAAUAACACUUGAGGGAACGAAUGCCAAUUUUUAAUUAAGGCACUAAAUUGAGUUCUAAAAUCUAGUCAAGAAACCAGUUCCAUAAAUCAAGAAUCUAGAAUCAGCAUUCAGUUCCAGUCUUAGUUUUAACUAGUAUUCUGAAACUCCAAAGUCUAGCUCCUGAAUCCAUCUUCCGGAAUUCUGGAAAUGAACUUUGUACCGAAAUUGGGAAUUAAAUUCUGAAACUGAAUUUAGUUCUAAAACUCUGGUUCGGAUUUCAGAUCUAAAAAUUUGUCCUUGAAACCAGCUCUUGAAUUCAUAUCUUUCAUUCUGUUCCAGAAUUGUUCCUAAAUAAGAGUUCAAUGAACGAAUUCCGAGCUUCAAUUAUGGUUCCAAAAUUCAGUCAAGAAACCAAUUCCAGAAAUCAAGAGACUAGAAUCUGAAUUCAGUUCCAGAGUCAUAGUUUUUUUUUUCUAACCCAGUAUUCUGGAACUAAAUACUAAAUUCAGAAUUCAGGUGAAACAAGUGGAUUCAAGUUCUGAAUUCAUUCCAAAAUUCAGUCCCGAAAUCCAAUCCCAAUGAGGCUUCACAAUGCGGAUGAAAGCGCGAAAAAGGCAAACAAGCGUGAUCAGAGUCCAGAUUUCGAAUUUAGUUCUAGAACUGAACUCUAAACUUGAACUUCGAACCUUAAUAGAGAAACUAAAUUCAGUUCCAAAGUCUGGCUCCUGAAUCCAUCUUCCGAAUUUAGUUCCAGGAUGCAGGUGCUGAGUUCUGGAAAUUAACUCUGAACCGAAAUUCAGGACGCAUAUUCUGAAACUGAAUUUGAGAGUCAGUUCUAAAACUCUGGUUCGGAUUUCUGAUUUAAUAAUUUGUCCUUGAAUCCAGCUCUUGAACCCAUAUCUUGCAUUUUGUUCCAGAAAAACCCUUGAGGGAACGAAUGCCGAUUUUAAAUAAAGGCACUAAAUUGAGUUCUAAAAUCCAGUCAAGAAACCAGUUCCAGAAAUCCAGAAUCUUGAAUCAGGAUUCAGUUCCAGUCUUAGUUUUAACUUCUGAACCAGUAUUCUGGAACUAAAUCCUAAAAUUUAAUUCUGAGGCUAGAUUCAGAAUUCAGGUGAACGAACCACGAAAAACGGCAAGCAAGUGUGAUGAGUUUUUUUCUAGAUAUUCACGUUUAUUUCACACUGUUGAAAGUUUAGAAUUACGCUUACGUUUAGUACAACUUGAGAUACUAACGCUUAGAUUCUACCCAUUCAUCCAGACGGCGAAUUUUUAAAAGACGCCCCAUAGUAAAGUAAGACGUUUUCACGUCAAACCAAUUGUUUUACUUCCAUCGCGUAGAAAUAUCUUACGAAAACAUGAGAACCCGGUGUUGAACCAACAAUUAAUCGAAAAAGCUAGACGUUUUAAACAUCAUAGUAUUGUGAAACGUACUCAAAAUGCGAGAAUGCAUUUUUUCAGAAUUCUGUUGGCAGUUCCACUAGAAGGCGUAUGUCACAGUUCGACACAUUCCAUUUACUGGUUUGUGUUCGAACAAAUCAGGUGAUGGACAGCAUUCUUCAUUAAGCGUGGAGUCACAUUUUCUUUUCUUGUUCUAUUUUCUAUCAUUUUUGACACGUGUAAAGUUGAUCCAGAUAACAUUUUUUCCACGACGCUUCCUUCCAAACGAAAGAAUACGAUGUCACAGCCUGCUAUGUUGCUUUGAUUUUUCGUAGCCACUAGCGGAUAUUUCUUCGAAAGCUGAAAAGCAUAAAAUCGUCAAUUUAUUAGUUAUUGAAUCUUAUUCAUGUUUUUUUUACCUAAGUCGAAUAUCUUUCCUAAAAAUUAUGAUUCAAAAUCGAAAAGUGGUUCACCAAGCCUGAAACGGGGGAAAAUAAAAAAAUAGUCAAACAAUUUAUUCCGAAUCGAACUGAACGCUCGACCGAAAACCAUUAGUUUCGUCGUUUAACAGCCGCUAAAAGCAUCGAUAAUGCGUCGUACGAAGUUAGCACCCUUUUGCGACGCCAGCAUCACCAAAGUUCCUGGGGCAAAACUGCCCGAAUUGAUCGAUCGACCGAUAGCCGAAUGUGCUUUUUAGCAGGUUUAGCUUCGAUCCUCAACCCAACCCGCUAUCGAAUUUGUGUCCAAACUUGCUACCAUUUCUCACAGUCCACGACGCACAACACGGGCUACCGCGGUGUGCUCAUUAGACCGGACCCGCUAAAUAAACAAAUUAUCCGUUUAGUUGUAAUUAAAUUAUUGGAACGCAAACACCAACAGCAUAUUACCGUCGUCCGCAGAGAAGAGUAACUGCCUUCCCUCCCGGCACGUCCCGACGUCUUCUUCGGCUACGAACACAAAACCUCACUCUCACAAAUACACAAUGAAAAUUUGUAGUUCCGAAUCAACUUUCCAAAAUGAAAAAAAAAAGAGACAGUUUCACUUCUUCGCUUUGAUAUUAACAGAAGAAAAGCCCAAAACCUGUAGUACGUAUACGCGCUAAUGCCAACCACAUUAAACAUUAUGAAAACAAGAAUACAAAUUAACCUUUCAAAUUGUGACCAACGUUGAACUUUUAGAGAAUGACUCUGGUUUCAUGGUUCACGGCAGUAUUUUUAUAGCAGCAAAGCAAAAUAAACCGUCAAACUGCCGGCAGCGCUGGCAACACUGGACGAAUAGAAUCAAAAUGUGCAAUUAUGUAUAACAAAAUAAUGAAGAGAAAAGCAAAUGUCACUUUCGAGGAAAACCAAAACACACACAAUCUGUCCUUUCGUAUUCCUCGAACCAUCCUCUGAGUACUCUGUACAGCGAAGUAAAACUAACAAGCAAAACCGAUACGAUGGUUUUGAGAAUUUAAUCUGAGUAAAUACUAUUAAAAAAAAAGAUGCCGUGCAGGCGUCCGAGUAGCGGUUAAGCAGAUUUGUUUUUUUAUACAUAUAUAUUUCGCAAUAUUAUUUCCAAGGUGUAAAUAUUUUAUUAUCUCUAUGUCUAAGUCGAAUUUUUUUAUAUAUACAUAAAAAAAUAGAAAAAAAAACUUUUAAAAAUUAUAGUAAUAUAAAUCAAAGAAUCUUUGUACAUAGAUAAUUAUUUUAGUUUCCCAAACUGCGGACAUUCCAGCAACUCUUCGAAUCAAAUUGUGAAUAUAAAAUAGCAAACAACCGGUUGAAAUCUAAUUUACCAUUCCCCCCCAAUCGAGAGGAGCACUCAUACGAUCAUGUCCUGAAAAGGGCUGCCAUCGUCGUCGUCGCAUCCGAAUUAUGUUAUUUCGAAUACUACAGCCUAGCAACAGGUGCAACAGCAACUCUUAAACGGUAGUUAGACCCAACAAACAAACAAAAAAACAAGCAAACGCGAAUAGUUCUGGUGCAAACCGCAAAUCUCAAACCCAGUAGAAGAAAGAAUUGAAUCCAUUUCAAGUUCAAGAAUGACCAGCAAAACAACAAAAAAAACAAAUUGUGAAAAAAAUUUAAGGAAAAAACUGUAAGCUAAGUGAUGAAAUGAAAAUGGUCUAGUAAAUAGAAGAUUAAAAAAAAUUCUCUUAUAAAUAAAGCAAACAGUAAAAACACACACACACGCAAAAAAAAACAAAAACCCGUACGUAGCAAAACCCGGACCGCGGUUCAAGGGGAACCGUCAGGGAGCCGGGUUUAGGAAUGGAAAAAGCAAACCCUAAGAAGAAGAAGAAUAAGCGAAAGAGUAGGUGGAUGAGGAGUGAGUGGGACAGUCCUCGGAAGGGGACGGACGCACCACCCUCCUCCGGGCAUUAAUUUAAAUUUAGCAACUCUCGUUUUUUGUCACGAAAACAUACAAUUGAAAUAAAAACCAUUAAAUAAAAA